AUGGCUGAUGAACCCCUGAUCCAGCUAGCCAGUCAGGUCUACACAAUUACGCCGCGGAUGCUAGCUGCCCACGAGAAGGUGAAGAAUCCGUUUCCCAACGUGGAUGCCCGCUCGGGGUUCUUCUGCGGUAUUACGGUUUACAAGAGGCUCAGUUUACCGAUUGAGCGGCCAAAAUCGCUCAGCACCACGGCCUACGCGGCGUUGAUGUGA
This is a messenger RNA of Aspergillus uvarum CBS 121591, 210 nucleotides long. RefSeq lists its product as uncharacterized. Bases 1 to 210 code for a protein of 69 amino acids. Lineage: Eukaryota; Fungi; Ascomycota; Eurotiomycetes; Eurotiales; Aspergillaceae. Gene Ontology annotation, molecular function: acyltransferase activity, acyl groups converted into alkyl on transfer. The record is from RefSeq and is a predicted model, not a curated record. The transcript is spliced from 2 exons.